AUGGCUGGAAAUCCAACUGAAGAAUUGGAACUGUUGGAGCGUGUACUUCUGCGAUUGGGUUUUGCCGAUACGGAUGAGCAGCUGCAGGUUACGGUGACGAAAUUUCUCACUCCGGUGUUGAUAAAGAUCACGUCUCCGAAUGAGAACGUUCGCAAGAAGGUGAUGGAGAUCCUGACGCACAUCAACAAGCGGUUGAAAUCACGCAAUCAAAUUCAAAUUCCGCUAGCUCCAUUGUUAGCGCAAUAUCAACAGGCCGAUUCAUUGUUUUUGAUUAAUUUCGCCAUCAUCUACAUAACGAUGGGCUUCCCAAGACUGACAGUGGAAGAGCAAACGGAGCUAGCUCCUGUCCUGUUGAACUGCUUGGAAGGGAAGCCAGAAACACAUCAGGACAAAAUCCUGAUGCUGGUCCUUCCACUGCUGGGUGAGAUUAAGAUACCGGAGAAUCCCGAAAAACGCUCGGAAUUGCUCGGACUUUCAAACAAACCGCACACCAAACAGCAGCUUCUGUCCAUCCUGAUGGAUGUGCUGUUGCUACCGUACGGUACGCUUCCCGACAGUGACGUACCACCCGGGAUGAGCGUGUAUUCGUUCAAGCGCGUUACCACGAAACCGCCCAAAGCGGAGGAACUGGAACAAUUGAAGAAGGGCAUCGUACGUUUCCUUUGUGGGGGCAUUUUUCCGGAUCAGGAAAUUUUAGCCCAUCUUGUAGUGGCUUCGGCCGAUACGCGAUUCUCCGUAGCAACACCCGCCAUUGGAGAGUUGAACAAGAUUUGCAGUUCGCUCGAUUGGACCGAUCCCAAGUUAUCGGCCCCACUAUAUACUCUGUUCUCUGGCAAUGGAUCUAAGCUGCCCGAUCGCAAGACAAGUGGAGUGAGCGCGAGAGUACGCCAGAAGUUGUUCCAGCAUUUGCUCAAGUGCCGUGGAAAAGGAAUCAUUAUUGCGAACGGGAUCCAGGUGAUUUUCGAGUCACUGUUUGGGGACAAUACGAACCAAAAGUGUAAAGUGUUGGCGCUACAGUUUGCGUACAAUUUAAUCAAUAACGGUCAGACGGAUCUUAUCAACAAGCUGUCGAAGGUAUUGCUGACGGGAAUUGCCAAACUGAUCGGCACAUCGUCCGAGGAAUCGAACGAGGUACAGAAUGCGGCGUACAGUGCGAUGGCACAGCUAGCGAUCGUCUGUCCCACCACGGUGAACGAGGACAUUCAGCUCGUCGGCGAGUACUUUAACCAUCUCCAGCAGGCUCCGGUUGAGCUGCAUUCAUCCAUACGUGAAGCGCUAGUUGCGCUGGCUCAAGCAUUCGAUUGGCGAAAGCAGACCAGUUCCAAUUCCGGUACCAAGGUACUGGAGACCGUGAAUAGUUACGAGAAGCCAGGCACAUCGAAAAGAAAGCUUGUCUCUUCGACCGCACGCUUUGUGCCGAACGCUAACCAGCAGCUGCUGCUUGCCCUGCUCGCCGAAAAGGCAGAAUCGAAGCUAACGAUUGUGCAAAAUGUAACCUCAGUUUAUCUCACCACCUGUUUUCCUGAUUAUUACGUGCCUUCGCGCUACCUGCUACUGAUCAUAUGUGGCGACAGUUCGCAAUUGCGCGAAAUGAUGACCACCUACCUGUACGGUGUGUCGAAGAAAGAUCACAUCAAUUAUGGUGCCAUUCUGUCUGUGAGCGAUUACGAUCGUUUGGCACAAUCGAUGGAAUCGUCCGACACGAAGCACAUCGUACUGCCAUCGUUCUGUGAGAUGGUGGAGCACGUGGCAGCUAAAUCGGAGAGAAAAGUGGCAACGGUUGUUGAUCGCAUGGGGUACGGUAAAGUGAAGUUACCGUACGCAGUCGACACGUACGUGGAAAUAUUGGAAUAUUUGCGCCUCUGUUUGCUGUUCAAUGCGGGUGUUACUUCGCAUCCUAGCGAUGAGGAAACGUUCUUUAAGUUGACCGCUUUUCUGCGCAAGCUUAUUGCCGAAGGAAACCGCGAAACGGUUGUAAAGUACAAUGAUCUCGUGCGCCGUUUGGUGAUCGCUCGCAAGGGUAUAAGCGAACUGACGUGUCUGUACGAUCUGGUGAACGGUAUUCCGGAUGCGCUCGUGGAAGAAAAUCGGGAUCUUCUGCUAACGCUGGAAGGAUCACUGAAGGAAACGUCCGAACCGACGCGAGUCCUUAUCGCAAUGGUGUACGGUGUGCUGGUAGCGUAUGUAAGCGACGAUGCAGAAUUUGAUCGACAGGUGCGGGAACUGCAAACGCUUGGCAGUAAAUCGCUUGAAACACGACAUGGGUCCAUACUAGCUGCAGCUCAUGCUGUCCAUCGGAAGUUGUUGCUCAAGCGAAAGGGCACGAAUGCGAUUAUUGAGGAGUGGGUCAUACUGAAGGAACUGGUGGAAUUGCUUAUUUCUUUGCUUCGUGAUCAACAAUCACUGCUACAAUCGGCCGCCAUUCGAAGUUUAUCACUGAUUGGUUCCACCACAGCUUUACCACUACCGGAAGAAGAAAGUAUGGACACGGAUGAUGGCGGGGAGGAUGCUAAAAAAAAGACGGCUACAACGAAAGCAUCCCUGAUGGAAACACUCGUAGCGCUGCUACAAAGUGGACAUACGAAGGCGAAAAUUCGCGAAGAUGCUGCACACUGUCUCGGAUACCUUGCGGUGGGUGAUCAGCAGUAUUAUGCCCGGAAAGUGUUGCACCGCUUUCUUGGUAUGCUGAAGAUGAGCAAAGAUCCUGCACUGCACAUUGCGAUGGGACAAGCGCUCGCUUAUACGUUGCAGGGCGUCCCUAAAGAUAGGUACGGUACGAGCACAAGCGUAGAGGAAACGGUUGGCAAUGUGGACGAUGAAACGCUUACCUGGUUCUUGAUCGAGCUGGUCAAACAGGUGAAUGAAACGCACGCGUACCUAAAGCAGGCAUGCGCCGUCUGGUUAUUGGCGAUCGUGAAAAACUGUAGCCACCGGAAGCCGCUGCGAGAGAAGCGACAGAUUUUGCAGCUCGCCCUGACGGAUCUUCUUUCGGAGGACAAUGAGCUUGUACAGGACGUGGCAUCUCGUGCAAUGGGCAUAUUAUUUACGCUUACCAGCAACGAGGACCAGGAAGAGAUGUCGAACCUGCUGCUCGAUCAGCUUAUCGGUGGCCGGCGUCAAGUGCAGAAGGUUGUCGAGGAUACGAAGCUUUUUGAGGAGGGCGUUCUUGGCAAAACUCCCAUGGGAGGCAACCUAUCAACAUACAAGGAGCUUUGCGGACUAGCUUCCGAUCUUAACAAGCCAGAAAUGAUUUACCAGUUCAUGCAGAUAGCUAAUCACAACGCUACCUGGAACAGCAAGCUCGGUGCAGCGUUUGGACUGCAGUCCAUUUCGAAAUCGGCCAAACUGAAGAUGGAACCAUAUCUGGGCAAGAUUGUUCCUCGUCUAUUUCGCUACAAGUACGACCCAACGCCAAAGAUCCAAAACUCGAUGAUAAGCAUCUGGGACUCGGUGGUAAGCGAUUCGAAGGCUACGGUUGAGCUUUACUACUGGGAGAUAUUGGAGGAUGUGACGACAAACCUUACCUCGUACGAAUGGCGCACACGCAUUGCCUGUUGUCUUGCCGUACGGGAUCUAAUAAAACGUGCGGCUGGAUUAAAACUUCGAUCGGAUGCGGUGGGUAGAGGAGGUAAAGGGGAACCCUUGCCCGCUACCAGCAUGGAUGUAGACGAUCGACCAAGCGUACCAGAGCCCGAGCUGCGCUAUUUGUGGAGCCAACUGUUCCGUGUAAUGGACGACCAGCACGAAGGGACGCGUUUGGCGGCGGAAGGAACGGCAAACGCGCUCAGCAAAGUGUGUGUUGUGGCUGCAUCGAGCGAUCACAACAAAUCGGCCAUGAAUGUGGCGAGUUCGAUCAUUCCGUUGCUGCUGGAAACGGGCGUCACACACACGGUGCCUGAGAUACGAAAGCUCAGCAUUCGCACACUGUCUGAGCUGAUCGAUUCGGCCGGUGCGCUGAUAUUGCCCCAUCUGACGAGUUUGGUGCCCUGUUUGCUGCAAGCUACGGGUGAGCUGGAUUCUACCAAGCUGGCCUAUUUGUCGACGAUGGUAUCGGGGCAGGCGGGUGGUGGCACACAGGAAACUAUUGACUCGUUGCGUGCCGAGGCGGUAAAGCAGCACUACACGAUGGAAACGUUGACGAAAUGCAUCCGGCACAUUGACUAUGGCACGCUGGAACGCAUGAGUCCGGCCGUGCUGGAUCUGGUAAAGUCGAGCGUUAAUCUUGGAACCAAGGUGGCCUGUGCGCACUUCAUCUGUUUGGUUAGCAUACAUCUCGGACAGGAGAUGCAACCGUUGACUAGCAAAUAUCUGGGCUCCUGUUUUGGUGGACUAACGGACCGUAAUGCAACGGUGCGCAGGUACUAUGCGUCCGCCAUUGGGCAUCUGAUCGGUACGGCCAAAGAGCAAUCGAUCGAACGAUUGUUCGGCAAGCUGGAGGAGCUAUAUUUCGAGCAGCAAGCGUCCCGUUCGAAGGCGGUCCCUCUGACGAUACAGGCGAUUAAUAAACGGCAUCAGGAGUUGCUGAAAGACUACAGUGCGCACGUGCUGCCGUUGGUGUUUUUUGCCAUGCACGAAGAGAUCACGGAGGAUACGCGAUCGACGGUGGAGUUAUGGCAGGAGUUGUGGCACGACAUCAACACAGGCGAUGCGGGUUUGCGUAUGAAUUUGGAUGCGAUCGUAACGAUACUGGAGACGAAUCUUAACAAUCCUUCCUGGGUGCUGAAAGCACAGGCUGGUGCGGCUACAAAUACGCUUGCGUCAAAGUUGAGCGCCACGUUGGAAGAUUCGGUUCGAUGUCGGUUGAUCGAAUUGAUCCUCAACAAUGUGAGUGGGCGAACGUUCCAGGGUAAGGAGCGAUUGUUGCAAGGGUUAGCCAGCUUAUGCAAGAAGCUCGACCAAACAGCGACAAAUCACGCCGAGCGGAUAGUUGAUGCGGUAAUGAAGGAAUGUCGCAAGGAGGAACCGAUCUACCGUACGCAUGCGUUACGAUCGCUGGGCAACAUACUGAACGAACUGAAGGUGGAUCGUUUCGAGGAAGUGUACAACAUGGUUUGGCAUUUGCUCGAUAAGCAGCAACAGCAAGAUUCUGACGGUGCCGGCGAAAGCACCUCUUCCGGGGCUGAAUUUGUACCGUCGGAGGAACGUAACAAGCAGAUGCUGAUAUCCAUACAGCUAAAGGAGACGGUUUGCGAAACGCUCGGCAAAGCGUGGCCCGAAUACUCGAUCGAAACGCAACGGCGCUAUCAGCGAAUGUUUGUCGAAAAGUGUGUCCAGUGUCUGAAGCUCAAUACACGUCCCGUGCAACUAUGCUUGCUACAGGCGCUUGGUCGGUUUUUGGAACGUUUACAUCUGCUCCGAAGCAAGAUGGACGAGGCCGGCGAAGGAGAAAGUGGUAGUAGUACGGGAGGGACCGUGGGAGCGAAUCGUGAGAAAAAAGCCAAGGUCGAAACGGCAGAUCCAGUGGAUGGAAACAUUCUGGAGACGAUUUGUCGUAUCGUUCUGUCGGCUAUCGUGGAAGUAUCAGCGAUACCACAUACUGGGCUGAAAAAGGAAGCACUGAACGUGAUGCUUAUAUUGACGAAAAAGUUAAAGGCAAAAGACCGCGGAACCGUCGACAUGGAGCUGGGCAUGGUGCGACAAACGUUCGCUCAGAUACUGCAACAACUGCAGAAGGAUAGUGCGCCGGAAAUUAAAUGUCGGCUGAAGGAUUUGGAGGAUAAGCUCAAGUAAGAUCUG
This is a messenger RNA of Anopheles maculipalpis, 5736 nucleotides long. Its product is annotated as proteasome-associated protein ECM29 homolog. Gene Ontology annotation, molecular function: protein binding; molecular adaptor activity. Gene Ontology annotation, cellular component: cytoplasm; nucleus. The coding region runs from base 1 to 5730 and encodes 1909 amino acids. Gene Ontology annotation, biological process: proteasome assembly. NCBI's taxonomy places the organism in Eukaryota, Metazoa, Arthropoda, Insecta, Diptera, Culicidae. The record is from RefSeq and is a predicted model, not a curated record. The transcript has 9 exons.